Pipistrellus nathusii (Nathusius's pipistrelle) is the source of this 2340-nucleotide messenger RNA. The record is from the annotation of a GenBank genome assembly. Lineage: Eukaryota; Metazoa; Chordata; Mammalia; Chiroptera; Vespertilionidae.
AUGUCUAUUCAUUUGACUAUAGAUGUAUAUAUUUACCUCCUUAGUAAUGCGCGAAGUCUUUAUGGGAAGCAGAAAAGCAAGCAACUACAUUUCUUGUGCUCACCUAAACAUUACUGGAAGAUAAGCCACAUCAGUCUACAAAGAGGUUUUCAUACAAGCAAAAUAAGAUGUAAAUGGACCAAAAGUGAAGGGCAUUCUUGCAGUAAGCACUGGUACGCUCCAAGCAACAAUGGGUUACAUGGGAUUUUGAAACUUAGCACUUCUGCUCCCAAAGGACUUACAAAAGUGAGCAUUCGUAUGUCCCGUAUUAAAAGUACUUUGAACUCUGUUUCAAAGGCUGUUUUUGGAAAUCAGAAUGAAAUGAUCUCACGUUUAGCUCAAUUUAAACCAAGUUCUGAAAUAUUAAGAAAAGUAUCAGAUGGUGGCUGGUUAAAACAGAAAAACAUUAAACAAACCAUCAAAUCUCUGAAAAGCUAUAGUGACAAAUCAGAAAAGAGUUCUGCUCUAGGAAAGCAAAGUGACGUUAUAGAUAAAGAUAAAGAAAUUGGUAAAGAAAGCCCUUUACCUUACACAAAUAUAACCACAAAAUUUGAAGAGUCAUUCUACUUUUUAUCCAAUCAUAUUAACUCAUACUUCAAACGUGACGAGAAAAUGUCUCAAAAAAAGGAAACCAAACAUUUCCAGGACAAGUCAAAACUUGAAUAUAAAAAGGGUGAAGGGAAAUCCAUGCCUGCAACUCUUGAUGUGCUGACUGACAAGAAGCGAGGCCCAGAAUCCUCUUCGUCUACCGUGGUCGAGCCCAAAAGUCCCAGUGGGACACCUGAGGUCCUUCCAGUUUCUACUAAAAAAACUAUUGCUAAUUUUCUUUCAUAUCCCACUGAAGGUGUACAAGCUUUAGUAGGUGGUUAUAUUGGUGGACUUGUCCCGAAGUUCAAAUAUGAUUCAAAGAGUCAGUCAGAAGAACAGGAAGAAGCCACCAAAGUUGAUCAGGCUGACAGCGAUAAAAAAGCAGAGGAGAAAAGGAAUUUAAUUCUUCAGAGAGAGAAGAUUAUUGCAAGAGUGAGUAUUGAUAACAGAACCCGGGCAUUAGUUCAGGCAUUAAGAAGAACAACUGACCCGAAACUCUGCAUUAAUAGGAUUGAAGAACUGACUUUUCAUCUUCUGGAAUUUCCUGAAGGAAAAGGAGUGGCUGUCAAGGAGAAAAUUAUUCCGUAUUUAUUACGAUUACGACAAAUUAAGGAUGAAACUCUUCAGGCUGCAGUUAGGGAAAUUUUGGCUUUAAUUGGCUAUGUGGAUCCAGUGAAAGGAAGAGGAAUCCGAAUUCUCACAAUUGAUGGAGGAGGAACAAGAGGUUUGGUUACUCUUCAGACACUGAGAAAAUUAGUUGAACUUACUCAGAAGCCAGUUCACCAGCUGUUUGAUUACAUCUGUGGUGUAAGCACAGGUGCUAUAUUAGCAUUCAUGUUGGGAUUCUUUCAUAUGCCUCUGGAUGAAUGUGAAGAACUUUAUCGAAAAUUAGGAACAGAUGUGUUUUCACAAAAUGUCAUUGUUGGGACAGUCAAAAUGAGUUGGAGCCAUGCAUUUUAUGAUAGUCAAACAUGGGAAAAUAUUCUUAAGGAAAAAAUGGGUUCUUCACUAAUGAUUGAAACAGCAAGAGACCCCACAUGCCCUAAGGUAGCUGCAGUAAGUACCAUAGUAAACAGAGGGGUGAUACCAAAAGCUUUUGUGUUCAGAAACUAUGGUCAUUUUCCUGGAGUCAACUCUCACUAUUUGGGAGGCUGUCAGUAUAAAAUGUGGGAGGCCAUUAGAGCUUCGUCUGCCGCCCCAGGCUACUUUGCAGAGUACGCAUUGGGAAAUGAUCUUCAUCAGGAUGGAGGUUUGCUUCUGAAUAACCCUUCAGCCUUAGCAAUGCAUGAAUGUAAAUGUCUUUGGCCAGACGUCCCCCUAGAGUGCAUAGUGUCCUUGGGCACUGGGCGUUAUGUGAGUGAUGUGAAAAACACCAUGACAUAUACAAGCUUGAAAGCCAAACUGUCUAAUGUUAUCAACAGUGCAACAGAUACAGAAGAAGUCCAUGUAAUGCUUGAUGGUCUGUUACCUCCUGAUACCUACUUUAGAUUCAAUCCUGUGAUGUGUGAAAACAUACCUCUAGAUGAAAGUCGCAAUGAAAAGCUGGAUCAGUUGCAGUUGGAAGGGUUGAGGUACAUAGAAAGAAAUGAGGAAAAAAUGAACAAACUUGCGAAAAUUUUACGUCAAGAAAAAACAACUAUGCAGAAAAUUAAUGACUGGAUAAAACUAAAAUCCGACAUGUAUGAAGGCCUUUCAUUCUUUUCAAAAUUGUGA